Messenger RNA from Cloeon dipterum, 1151 nucleotides. RefSeq lists its product as uncharacterized. NCBI's taxonomy places the organism in Eukaryota, Metazoa, Arthropoda, Insecta, Ephemeroptera, Baetidae. Bases 1 to 798 code for a protein of 265 amino acids. The record is from RefSeq and is a predicted model, not a curated record. The transcript is spliced from 5 exons.
AUGCCCGCCCGCCAGCCGCACGAGAGGCUCAAUUUUGGCGACAGAUUUUUACUGCCUGGCCAUUCCUUCGAGUGGCUUCGGCAACAAGAAAGUCCGUCUCUGUCCAAGAAUGUCAAGCAGUUUGCAAACAAGGCUCUAAACUGUGGUGACGUGGAGAGCAAGUUGGCCGUUCCCGAACCGACUCUAAGCAUGGCUAAAAAGCUGGCCAAGCCUGCGGUCGCCGAGAGGAACUCGUUUGGACACUCCUCGCUGGCUGAGCUGCCAGACCGCCGAGCUGACCAAUGCCAAGUCAGCCGCUUUCACGAGUCACCGUCAGACUCGCAGGUGUCCGUUCACCCUGCAGCGUCUGUCCGAGCUGCUGACGACGCCGAGGCAGCAGUACAACCGCAUCGACAAGUUCUGGUUGUCAGCGGCAACGAUCCUCCGCAGGUCACGGCCAACGGUCUGUCCGAGGACAACGGCCUCAAGGCCCCCGAGCCCAAGAAGCCGCGCUUUGAGGAAGUCGAGGAGAAGCUGGACACGGAGACUGCCGUCAAGGAGCAAACUGGUGACCACGUCGAAGACAAGAAAGACGAGGAAGAACCUGCCAAAGAACCUGAAGUGGAUGGUGAGAUGAACGAGGAAGCCUCCAAGCCAGAGGCUGAACCUGUGGAACCUCAGGUUGAAACCGAGACUGCCGAAGCUCCGAAGGAAGCUGCGGAAGAACCUGAAAUCGCAAAGGAGCCUGAAACGCCGCCAGCUGAACCUGUGGAGGAAGCUGAGAAGCAAGAAGAGCCUCUGGCUGUGUCUGAAGACUAAGAGAUGCCUUUGGUGGAAAAAGAGGCGCCGUUGGCUUCUCCCGAGAAGGAUUUGAGUUACGAAAAGGUUUUGGAAGCACUCAAAACUGAGGACGUGCCAAUGCCAAUGGAGGAGCAGAGCCGAGUUGCAUUUACUCGCGUGAACAAUUCUCUGAUCCUUAAUUUAUAUUCUGAUGCCGCUCUCAACUGAGCCUCUGUUAACUCUCACAAACCGUCGAAUUUAGCAGAAGAAUGACACGUAACGGUGGUGGGCAAUGACACCCCGUAUUAUUAGUUUCUCAGUGCUUAUGCGCUACGCUGCGAAAUAUUUAUUUUUAUCUCACCUGUAUUCUAAUAAAGAGACAGCUGCUCACA